AUGGCAGAGGGCACUCUAGCACUAAGCAUCCCUGGCUGGUUCCUGACCGGCGUGACCUACUUCAAGCUGGUCCGGUGCGCGGGUGACUUCAAGGAAGACUUCGCUCUUCUAUGGCUCAAGUUCGAAAGUGUUCAGCUACGUUUCACUCGCUGGGGCCUUGCAGCGAGAAUUCCGGCAGCACCAGUUACGGAAGUCAGUACCAAGCAGUGGGCGGACGAAUUCGUCACGAAGUACUCCCCGGAACAGGUCAAAUGGGCCGAGUCCGUCUUGAGGCGUGUCACCAAAGCUUUCAAGCGUGUCUAUGACAAAGUGGAUGAUGACACCGAAGAGAUCGCUCUCCAGACCAAGGGACUCGCACUCGCGCUGGAAGAAGUCAAUGAAGAAGAGGCCCUGGACAGAACCCCAAAGCUUGCGGCUGUGCACAGAUUCUUCAAGAAGGCAAGCGAAAAGGGUCACAAAUUUGUUGACUCUGGAAGGCUUCUUAAGGAUCGGACGAAGUGGGCAUUGCAUAAGAAAGAUUACCUGGUUCAGCUUGUGAACUUGAUCGCGGAUCUCGUUCUAGAGCUCGAAACGCAAUUUCCGGACAUUGCUGAAGAAGCAAAGAAAUUGGCUGCAGCAGAGGUUCAGGAAGCUGCAGGCGUCUCAGAACCACGGGAAGAAGUACUAAAUGGCGUUGCUCAGGUCUCAGAAGGCACUGAUCCUGCGCUGACUGAAGCCAUCAAAGCUGUCGUUCGGACCACAAUCAGCUUUGACUUCAGUGGACUGGGGCUCUCAGAAAAGGCUGUUGGGCACUAUGGCGCCAACUUCGACAGAGUUCCAGAGGGCGCAAACAUUACACUCACGGCUCGUGAUAUCAACGCUGGCGGCGAUACGAGGACUCAUAUUGGACACACUUUUGGGAACCAAGGUCGAGUGUUCGAUACUAAGCCUGGCGCAACUGCGGAGAAGUGA
Messenger RNA from Pseudocercospora fijiensis CIRAD86, 951 nucleotides. RefSeq lists its product as uncharacterized. Lineage: Eukaryota; Fungi; Ascomycota; Dothideomycetes; Mycosphaerellales; Mycosphaerellaceae. The record is from RefSeq and is a predicted model, not a curated record. The coding region runs from base 1 to 951 and encodes 316 amino acids. The transcript has a single exon.